ACCACCCAUUAACACUUGCGAAAUCGCCUAUAACCACUGCUCCCUGUCGCCCUCUCCCCCUCUCUCUGUUACCUGUUUCCUAUAGCUUCAUUCCCUGUGGUCACUUUCUUUCUCUUUCAUUGUUUCUCUACAUAGUUAAGAUUUGUAGAGGCAACAAUGUAUCAACCAAACGGGGAAGCCCAACAGAAAUCAGCACCUCAAGGAGCUGCUGCACCAUAUCCAAAUGGGAACAACCACCAGAACCUUAAUGGCAACAAUAAUGGUAUUAACACUACUAUAGAGCCAUGGUCCACUGGUCUCUGCGAUUGUUUCAAGGAUCCUACAAAUUGUCUCUUCACCUGGUGUUGCCCAUGCGUUUCCUUUGGGCAGAUUGCUGAGGUAGUAGACAAAGGAAACCCAAGUUGUGUGGUUGCAGGGCUGACCUGGUACGCGUUGGGAAUAUUUGGGUGUUCAUGCCUCUAUUCAUGUACAUAUAGAACCAAGCUGAGGGCAAUGUAUUCGCUGCAGGAAGAUCCAUGCGCAGAUUUUCUUGUUCAUUGUUGCUGCAUGAGUUGUGCCCUUUGUCAAGAGUACAGAGAGCUCAAGAUCCGUGGUGUUGAUCCUUCUAUAGGUUGGCAAGCCAAUGGUGACAGGUGGAACCGAGCUGCUGCUACAACUCCCCCAACUGCUAAUCCAGGCAUGACUCGUUAGGCUUCUAGGAACAAACUACUGCAUCAGUCAUGAACGUUAGGGCUUUGGGUUUUUUGUUAACAUUCUUGUAACCUAUUUCAUCAAUGUUGUAUUUCUAGGUCUGUCUGGGUCUGAGUUGUAGUUUUAUUUGAAGAUUUUUUUUUAUUUUUUUUUUUUUAAUGAAAGAAAGCUUGUUACUUUUGUA
Molecule: messenger RNA, 874 nt
Organism: Macadamia integrifolia
Lineage: Eukaryota; Viridiplantae; Streptophyta; Magnoliopsida; Proteales; Proteaceae
Product: protein PLANT CADMIUM RESISTANCE 3-like
Exons: 3
Coding region: 157-690 (177 amino acids)
Source: RefSeq, a predicted model, not a curated record